AUGAAUGUAAGGCCGAGAAAGUCUGCAUCAAAAUAUUCCUUUGAGCCAAAGAUUCCUCAGAGUCAAGAGUUGUUUGAGGUAGAGGAGGAGCAGGUAGCAAAAAAAGAGUUUAUGCUUGAGAGCCAGGGAGAAUACACGCCGAGAUCGAUGGGCCAAGACACUGCUCUCGAGCAUCCUUUUAUUCUUGGAGAGCAGGAAGGGCUUCUACUCACUCUCCCCCGUGAUGUAUCCAUGUCAAAAAUAGUUGUUUAUGAAGACGGAAGCUGUGGGUUAAAGAUUGGAGAUGAGGUGUUCCCGAUGUCUGCAAGAUUCGUUGGGGAGUCCUUAGUGGUCGAGCACAAGGAGAUGGCAUAUGGCAUUGGUAGUGCAAAGUUCCAAUUAACUCCACAGCUUCAGGAGUUCAAGAAGUAG
Encephalitozoon hellem ATCC 50504 is the source of this 411-nucleotide messenger RNA. RefSeq lists its product as uncharacterized. Bases 1 to 411 code for a protein of 136 amino acids. The transcript has a single exon. The record is from RefSeq and is a predicted model, not a curated record. NCBI's taxonomy places the organism in Eukaryota, Fungi, Microsporidia, Unikaryonidae.